This is a messenger RNA of Ictalurus furcatus (blue catfish), 1217 nucleotides long. RefSeq lists its product as uncharacterized. Gene Ontology annotation, biological process: response to bacterium. Lineage: Eukaryota; Metazoa; Chordata; Actinopteri; Siluriformes; Ictaluridae. The record is from RefSeq and is a predicted model, not a curated record. The transcript has 6 exons. The coding region runs from base 6 to 1049 and encodes 347 amino acids.
GAGACAUGCUACUACACGCAGACCUCAGACUGAAGAUGCUGAUGAUUUGGAUUACAGUGAUGCUUUUUAAUAAAAUUGCAGAUUCUGCACAGACAAACGAUGUCAGUCAGCCGAACCCACUGAUCACUGCUGAUGUUGGUGAUAAUGUGACUCUGCACUGCUUUAGACUGGGAGAAGAUAGCUCUGCAGUCAUCUUUUGGUACAAGCAAAAAGCAGGACAUGAGCCACGUGUAAUGGUCGCAGUUCAACAAGAGCCAAAUUACGAAGAUGAGUUCAAGUCACCAAGAUUCAGUAUUAAGAAAGAACAAACCAAUUACCAUUUAAAUAUUGCUAAUGUGGAACCAUCAGAUGAAGCCAUGUAUUACUGUGGACUGAGAGACUUUUUAAUAAGGUUUGGAAAUGGAACAUUUUUAUCAGUGAAAGGUGAUGGAAAUGUAAAAGUGUCAGUGUUCCAGAGCGGCGUGUCGGACUCGGUUCCUGCGGGAGCGUCAGUGACUCUGCAGUGCUCGGUUCUUUCUGAGAGCAGAUCAGCAGAACUCCAAGUGCUCUGGUUCAGAGCUGCUCCACCACAAUCCCGUCCUCAAAUCAUUUACACUCACCACAACAGCAGCCAUCAGUGUGAGAGCGGCUCUUCUACACACACCUGUGUGUACAGCUUCUCCAAGAACAUCCUCAGCCUCAAUGAUACUGGAACUUUCUACUGCGCUGUGGCCGUCUGUGGGAAGAUCAUUUUUGGGAACGGGACACGAAUGCAGUUGGAGAGAUCUGUGGACCCUGUAGUGAUCUACCUCGCUGUAGCUUUGGGAGUGUGUGUGGUUGUGAUCUUUGCUUUGAUCUUUCUCAUAACCUGUAAAGGACGAAACAGAGUGAGACUAAAACAAGGUUCUGUGACCGACAAGACCCCCAAUCAGGACUGUGACACUGUGGAGCUGAAUUACGCUGCCUUACAUUUCAAUGAGAGGAGAGCCAAAAGAGGACGAAUGAAGAAACAACAACCUCAAGAUAUUAUAUAUUCUGAUGUGCGAGGUCUUUCUGUAACUAAGAUUUGAUCUCUAAUCUGAUUCAAUGUAAUUAGUUCUGUUAUCAGGUUUCAUUUGUACUGUAGACGUGUUUUUGUUAAUGAUUGUUUGGACUGAAUGUAAACUGAAAGUAGUAGUUUUAGCCCUUUCUUGAUUUCUUCACAGACUUAAUUGUUUCAGAUCUCCAAAACAAAACCU